AAAACUACACAUUUUACCGUCUUUAAUUACGAAAACGUUGUAGGAUUAAAAAAAUAUAAAGGAUUAUUCUUCCACAAUUCAAACUUACAACUGUAAAUUGACAGUUACAACUCAUAAUAAACGUAAAUUAUAAUCAGCAUGUGUAGCGCAUGUACAGUUUGUAUUUCGCAUCUCACCUAAUGUCAGCACAUUACAUAUAUUGCAAAUUUAUUAAUCAUUUAUCAUCAUGACGUCCUUUUCUUAACGAAUAAAACACUCAAAACUUCCCGCCAUUUGGUGUGUCCUUUCUCUAUUGUUCACUCUUUUGUGGUAGUAGUGAGAGAACAAUUUUUUUUGUAUUGUGGCCAUGGCGACCAUUCACAUUCAGAGCGGGAAAAGUAAUUACAGUAAAAACAACAGCAAAAUUCAACAUAUUCCCUGCAAAGUUUUUGCGGAUUGUGAUGCAAAUGUAAGCAAAUUUUUCGAUGAGAACCUCAAGGAAGAUACGGAAAACACAUUGAAGGCUUCCUUUAGAGGAUGUACUUUAGAAGGCAAAAAAAAAGAUGUACCCAAGGGAUACGUAGGAGUUGUAUUACAGGAAACUGUCAGACCUGAAACUGAAAAAGAUGAAAGGAAAUUCUAUAUUACAAAUAAGUUCUCUGAUAUAACUUAUUGGAAUUGGGACAAAAAGCCAAGUAAAAAUGAUUUAUUUAUCAAAGCAAUGGAUUGGAUGGAUAUUGCUGAAGUGUUGCAUGCUCCUAUUGAGGAUGAAUGACUUGGAUCAUAAAUUUUAGCUCAAUGUGCUCUGUAUAUUUAAAUAAAAUGAAAACUCUGUAUAUCUCAACUUAUUUUAUUGAUAUACUUUUUGUAUAAAAUAAUGAUAAUGACUAGAUAAUAAAUGUUUUAUCAAAGU
Messenger RNA from Leptinotarsa decemlineata (Colorado potato beetle), 892 nucleotides. RefSeq names its product ribonuclease H2 subunit C. NCBI's taxonomy places the organism in Eukaryota, Metazoa, Arthropoda, Insecta, Coleoptera, Chrysomelidae. Gene Ontology annotation, cellular component: ribonuclease H2 complex. Gene Ontology annotation, biological process: RNA catabolic process. The record is from RefSeq and is a predicted model, not a curated record.